AAAUCAUUCAGUUUACAAAUAAUAUGGCAGCUGUUAAAUACGUGUCUCAUUUUUUCAGUAAAAAUGUAAUUUUGAUUUUAUUAUUCAUUGGUGUGGUAACAUCAGCAGUAGUAAAUAACUAUGUAAAUGCAUUAACUGAACCGUGUUAUGGUGCCGGAAAUGGCCGUGUUCGUGCUUUAACAAUUGAUAGUUUGUUGGAUGAUUGUAACAAAUACGUUCAGUGUCUUAGUGAUCAAACGGAGGAGGUUUUAACAUGUCCAUUUGAUAAGCCGUAUUUCAAUGCUGAGGACCAAGAAUGCUCGCACCGAUCCGAUGUCUGCUUCCGAUGUCCGAACACAAAGUUUGAAUUGAUUUCUGUGCCGCAUAUAUGUCGACAAUACAUAUUAUGCUUUAACAAUAAACCAUUAGCAUUGGCAUGUCCAGAGCCAUUAGUGUUUGAUGGUAGUCCCGGAAUACAUCAGUGCAAUUAUGAGCCAGGACCAAGUGAGUGUUUCCGCGAAGAUAAGGACGAUUAUGAAAGUAAAAUAUGUCCGCCUAUUGGCAAGGAACCGAAAUUUGAGGCUGCCGAUAACUCAGGAAUUUAUUAUGUGUGUCACGGGAGUCCAAAACCUUUACGGCUUGUAUGUCAAGGCAAUCUUAUAUUCAACAAAGACAAAGGAGUUUGUGAAAAAGCGUAACUAACAAUCAAUUUUAUCUAAUAUCAAAUAUAUAAUUGACGAAAAUUGAAUUUUGUUCAUGGUGGAAGACAAAGAUAAAAAAAAAAUUGUGAACCCUUUUGAAAACGAAAUAAAUCAGUAUUUUAACGUAAACUGA
This is a messenger RNA of Contarinia nasturtii (swede midge), 813 nucleotides long. RefSeq lists its product as uncharacterized. The transcript is spliced from 4 exons. Lineage: Eukaryota; Metazoa; Arthropoda; Insecta; Diptera; Cecidomyiidae. Bases 24 to 677 code for a protein of 217 amino acids. Gene Ontology annotation, molecular function: chitin binding. The record is from RefSeq and is a predicted model, not a curated record. Gene Ontology annotation, cellular component: extracellular region.